This is a messenger RNA of Grus americana (Whooping crane), 5352 nucleotides long. RefSeq names its product caspase-10-like. NCBI's taxonomy places the organism in Eukaryota, Metazoa, Chordata, Aves, Gruiformes, Gruidae. The transcript is spliced from 10 exons. Gene Ontology annotation, molecular function: protein binding. The coding region runs from base 2283 to 3827 and encodes 514 amino acids. Gene Ontology annotation, biological process: negative regulation of extrinsic apoptotic signaling pathway via death domain receptors; proteolysis. The record is from RefSeq and is a predicted model, not a curated record.
CAUUCUCUUUCCUCCUAAAGUAGGCCACUUGCAAACUUCUGAUACUCCUAAUGCAGCCUCCUGUCCAGGAAAAAAUUCAAGGCCUUGGCAUGCCUUGCUUGGUUUCUGGCAUAGUUACACCACAGAUCUUUCUGGCAUGCGUUUCAUGCAAGCAGAAAGUAAAGGGAUUUUUGCUAAUACAGGGUAUGCUGCUUCCUUGAGCAUAUAUACUGCAAAAAGGUUUUUUGCUAGUAUAGCUGCAUUUGAUUUGAGCAAAAAGCAGGUGUGCUUACAUACAUAACUUCACCAGCAAUGCUUUGCAUUGUAGACCAAGUCUUAACGGGCAGCUAGCCUAUUGAUGCUAUACAUUGUAUACUAUUGAUAUACAUUAGUAUAUUGAUAGUAAUUAGGAGGGCUUGGCCAGUAAACUUAACUAUGGUAUCAGUGACUUUUUUUAUUCCUUGAUAUUAUGUUGUACUUCUUAGGUGUUGGCUUGACAUAAUUUUUAUGAACUUAUUUUUUUAAACCAGGCUUCUUAAGUUUCACUCAGAAAAAAAAAAAAUGAGUUUACAAGUAGCUUCUAUAACUGAAAGUAAAAAUCACCUUUAUUUGGCAAACAGUAGACACCAAAGCCUAACAAGUGCUUAACUUCCAUGUUACGUGAUACAGUCUCUUCCUAGUUUAAGAGGUUCCUAAACUGCUGAUUGAUUGAGGAUUGUCAAGAGUAUAUCAAAAGGAGAAACCCAGCCCACUGAACAAGACCUUAUAGUCUUUAACUAUCCAUAUAAAAUGUUAAGAUUAAAAUAUAUAUUUAUUUAUAUUAAUGUAUAAUUUUGUAUAAAAUAUAAAAUACGGUUUAUAUCAUUGUGAUUAAAUCUUCACUUUUUUUUAAUUCAGUUUUAUUUGCAUGUUAACUCUAGAAAGUUAAAAGCAUGAUUGUGAUGGAAGAAAUUUUUGCACAAUUUAGAAAAAUAAUUCACCCGUAUUACAAGCCUAUGCAUUCCAUACUUUUCUCUUUCCACUUCAUAAGCUAUAGUGUCUGUUUAAUAAAAGUAUAUGGAAACAUUUAAUAGCUUUGAAUUGGGAAAUGCAACCUAAAAGUUUGUUUUAAACUAUAGGUACAUGUGUUAUUUCUGUUACUGUAAUUUUAUGUAGACACAGGUAUAAGAAGAAAAAAUAGAAGGUAAUGUUUUGCAAAAUUCAAAUAUUCUCCAAAAGCUUGUUCUCUGUGAGCGUUAAAGUAAAAAUAACUAAAUCCAAUUUCAUUGUGUUAUAGGUGUGGAAUUAAAUGCAUCAUAGCAGGGUGGGGAGAGGGGACAGUUAACUGUUGUUUCCUUUCAGUUUACUGUUUUCUAAGAAAGGGUGUAUUAAACUCCUCCUUUUCAUAAACUAGUGCCAUAUUGCUUCUGGCUUUAAAAAUACUUUGUAUCUUAAAAUUACAUUCAUAUGUAUUCCACACACUCAAGUAGAGAACUUAUUGCGUUGCAUCAACAGAAUGGUCUGUAUCAUAUGUGCUGGGUGAUAAAAACAGCAUUCAUUUCUAACCCUGAAUAUUAAAUAACUGACUGUCUUACAAUAAAAUAAGGUACAAGUGUAAUUUUGGAACUCUACCUUGCUCAUGUUUCAUGGGGUAAGAACAGUAUUAUAAAAUGACGGAUACAGAAUCUUUACUGUGAGGGUGGUGAAGCACUGGCACAGGCUGCCCAGAGAAGUUGUAGAUGUCCAUUCCCUGGAAGUGUUCAAGGUCAGGUUGGAUGGGGCUUUGGGCAACCUGGUCUAGUGGAGGGUGUCCCUGCCCGUGGCAGGGGGGGUUGGAAUUCGAUGGUCUUUAAGGUCCUUUCCAACCCAAACCAUUCUAUGAUUCUAUCAUUAGAAGAUCCUUACUGUAGUGGCUGGUAAAUGAAGCAAAUUAUGUGAAACAAAUAUAUUUUCUGUGGUCAUAGAAAUAAGAUGUGAUUCCUAGUUAUCAUAUAUAUCUAUGUGAUGUUAAUAAAUGUGAUUUCUUCCACAAAUUAACUUCACUUUUUCCCAUUUCCCUUACUAGCUUUGGCAUGUGAUGAGCACUUCUGCCUUUUAGACAACCAAAAGCAGGCAAAAUGAAACCAAGAGGAGGCAGAGAGAUGAGGGAAAGAAAUACAGAAAUUUCAAGCAGCAACAAGAAGGGGAAUGGUAGGGAGAAAUGAGAGAAGAACAAGUAGGGAAAAGAAGAUUUGAAGAGAAACACAGCAUCAAUAUUGGAAGGAGAAAGAAGAAAACAGGAGAAAAGGGAGGAAGGAAGCAGAGAGACUGUUGGUUCUAGCAACAUGGAGGAUGAUGUCAGCUUGAAGUUCCGUCAGCAGCUUCUCCUUAUUGAUGAAAAUCUGGUGGCUGAAGAUGUAGCAGCUUUAAAAUUUCUCUGUACUGACUUGCUCCCCUUCAGAAAACUAGAAAGUGUGAAGUCAGCAGUGGAUGUCUUUCAGCUUCUCAUGGCUGAAGAAUAUCUGAAUGAGGAAGAUACUUUCCUACUAGCUGAACUCUUAUACAGAAUUAAAUGUCACUCCUUGCUCAAUAAACUUGGUUAUACCAAGGAGAAAGUGCAAGAAUGCCUGCAUGAAAAGGGAAGAGUGUCUCCAUACAGGCAGAUGCUGUAUGAAUUGUCAGAGAACAUUACCGAUGAGAUGUUGAAGGAUAUCAUAUUUCUCCUGCAAAACUGUCUUCCAAAGCGACGGAUAACUCUUUCUGCUCUGGAAUUGCUGAUUUUAUUGGAAAAACAAGGCCUUUUAACUGAAAACAAUGUACAGAUGCUGGAAGAAGUCUGUAUGAAUGUUUCACCUGAUCUCCUGGAAACAGUAAACUGCUAUAAAAGGGCAAAAGUGUCUCUGCCUCAGCAGGAGAACAGCGUGCCAGUCAAGGAAUCUUCACUGUCUCACACUGGACACAUCAGAGUAUUCUCUUCCCCACAGGAGACCUCAAUCAAACCUGUCGAUUCUAAUAUCAAUGAUUACAAAGCAGCUAAUCUUUUACAAGGCUCCUCUGAAAUGAAGCUGGAGCUAUCUGGAGAAUUCAGCAAUAUAGAAAAUGAAUCCAAGAAGAUGACAAGCUACAAAAUGGAUGGACCACACAGAGGGUUUUGUGUUGUUAUUAAUAAUGUUAACUUUGAUAGGUCUCUUCAGGAGAGGAAGGGUUCUUCCAAAGAUGCUGAGGAACUGGAGCGAGUAUUCACAUGGCUUGGUCUGGAUGUGAGGACCUACACAGAUCUGACGUCUCAGGAGAUUAAAGAACUCAUGCGAACUUGGCAGUGUUGGCAAGAUCACAAAGACAGCGACUGUUUUAUAUGUUGUAUUCUAUCUCACGGAGAGUCAGGAGCGAUCUAUGGGAAAGAUGAGGAACUUGUAUCAAUCCGCAUGAUCAUGUCCCACUUCACUGCCAAACAAUGUCCACAGCUGGCUGAAAAACCCAAACUCUUCUUUAUCCAAGCAUGCCAGGGUAAAGACAUACAGUGUCCUGUCUAUGUUGAAGCUGAUGCACAAAUUCCUGACUUGUCUUCCAUGCAACAGAACAUUUCUCCUUCUGAAAGUAUUCCUGAAGAGGCUGAUUUCCUCCUAGGCAUGGCCACAAUUGAUGGAUAUGUCUCUUUCCGGCACGUUCAACAGGGUACUUGGUAUAUUCAGGCCCUGUGCAGCAAGCUACAGUUGUUGGUACCAAGGGGUGAAGAUAUUUUGUCAAUUCUUACAGAAGUUAAUGAAGAUGUGGGCAGACGUGUUGACCGCUUGGGGACAAAGAAGCAGAUGCCCCAACCAGCAUAUACCUUAAGAAGAAAAUUUAUAUUUCCAAUACCUAGAGACCCUCCUCCUUCACAGCAACAUUGAGGCUUUUAAAAUACAUCCUUUUAUCAGCACAUCUCAUUUAAAUGCAAUUUACCACACUACCUGUUGUAAGGCAGUUACCCAGAAUCCUGAGGAACUGUUAGCUUCAAGGCAGGGCCUCAGAAUUUUUUUGCCAAACAAACUCUAAAACUGGAGGAAACAAAAUUAAAACAAUCCAUGUGCCAGCUAUUUAUAUUUUCUAUAUAUUCAGAGUUAUCAGGGUUGAGAGAAACAUGCUUCUGUCAUGUUAAAGGAUUGUGUACCUGCACAGACUGCAGAUAUGAAAGUGUUUUUCUGACACCGUAAGGGUUGCAUGUAGCCUUCCAUAUCUAAACCAGGAUUGUUAAUGGUGUGGUUUAGCCUCAUCAUGUUUUAUUUUGCAGGCUAACAAUUUUAAAUCCCGCCUCUAAAUCCACUGACUAUGUUCAUAGAGAAUGACAAAAGGUCGGAAUGAAAAGGAGAAAGCUUAAGUAUUAAGUGGAAAAGGAUUUCUUCCAUCUCUAAUUUAAAUCAUGUUUAACUUAAUGGAGAAUCAGUUAACUAUUGAAAUCAGUAAUUUGUUCCACAAGGCACACCGAUACCGUCUAACGUAAACCUCAUGUACAAUGAGAUCUUUCCAAAACUGAGUAAAGCCAAAAUGCUGCAUAGUAUUCUCUCUGUGAAACCUUGUGAACUGUCAUUUCCUCAUCACUUCUGGGAAGAAAAGUUAGGGUAGAAGAUUUGCAUGCUAUGAAAUACGGCAUUCAGCAGUGUAUCUGUAGGUUUAUCAGAUUGACUAACUUUUUUAAGCAUUAAAUUUUCUGAUUAUCAUUUCUUGUUUUAAGAUCUCAAAGGCUUCUAACACAACAUUUUGUGAGUUAAGUGAAAUAAUGUCAUUUUGUUAUGAGCAUUUAUUAUGUAUGUCUGUGUCCUUCCUGUUUGUUCCUGCAUUAAAUUCAUACUUCUUUUUAAGAGCUUGGCAAGAUAAAAAUUGUGUACUGAGGUAAGGCUUAUCCUUGUUUCUGACUGGCCCCUGCCCUUUGUUGGGCUGCAUGAAUCAGUGGGGUUUUAGCUGCCUCAGAGUUUAAGCUGAAGUGAAACUGAGUUUCAGAAAAGCAUUGAUUGUUAUGUAUGAUUACUAACCAUAAGUUGGGUGAAGAUUGAAAGAGUACUGUUUAGUGCUGUGGGACGCAAUUUUUAGCUUGCACUAUCCAGGAUUUUUAGGAGAGGAGUUUUGCAUCAUACAGAGCAUAUAUGGCAGUUUGCCAAAACAUAAUGGUCACUUUUUAUCAGGAUGAAUUGGUAGUUGUGUGACCCAUUGCAUUUUGAGUCUUCUGAGUUAGUAUGAGUGCCACAUUUGAAGUCACAUUUGUGCCACAGAUAGAAAAUGUUUUGUCUGUUAGUAGAAUAUGUAACAUACUGUAAUAGAAUCAUGAAGUUUCUGGCUCACAAUUACUGAUCAGGCUUGGUGUGCUUUUGUUUUGUAUGUUUAUGUAACAAUUGAAUUUUUAUCAGUAUGGAGUAAACGCUGACAAGAAUAUUGACCUUG